AUGGCGGCCACCAUGAUUCGGAAGCAAGUCCUCGUGCUCUCGACGGGGCAGCAUGUCGGGAAGACGACGACGUGUCUCGGGCUCGUGGCCCACCUCCAGGACAAGUUCGCCGGCAGCAGCCGCCAAGUCGCCUACUGCAAGCCCGUCGGCCAGCAGCACGUGCCCGUCGGCGGCGGCCUCCGCGUCGACAAGGACUCGUUCCUGUUCAAGGAGCACUUUGGCCUCAUCCACGACUACAAGGACAUGUCACCCGUCAUCUUCCCCGAUGGCUUCACGCGCGACUACAUCGAUGGCAAGGUCACGCUGCGCGAGCUCAAGGACGCCAUCACGUCGGCCCACAUCAACCUCGUCAAGAGCAGCGACUUUAUCGUGUUUGAGGGCACUGGCCAUACGGGCGUCGGCUCGAUCUGUGACCUCAACAACGCCCAAGUUGCAGAGGAGCUCAAGAUGGACGCGAUCUGCAUCGCGCUCGGCGGCCUCGGCUCGUCGUUUGACCAGCUCGCGCUCAACCGCGAGAUGCUCAUUAAGCACGGGAUCAAGCUCAAGGGUGUCAUCGUCAACAAGGUGGACCCGAGGAAAAUGGACAUGGUCCAGGACUACUUUUCGCGGGCGCUGAAGCGCUGGGACGUGCCUCUCAUCGGCUGCAUUCCCCAGCUCGACGACCUAUGCCACCCGUCCAUUUCGGACUUUAGCAAGCUUCUCAAGUGCGAUCUCGUUUCCGGCAAGGAGGCCAAGCUGCGCUAUUUCGCCAACGUCCGUCUCGCCUUGGCGCCGGUCGACGAGCGCAACGUGUUCAAGCCCGUGCAGAGCCAGCUCGUCAUCACGGUAUACCUCUUGGAUGUAUCGAUCGGCCGUAUGGACGUGAUUGAUGCGAUGCUGCACAACCAAGAAGUGUUUCGCGAGCGGGGCGAGAACCUCCACCCGGGCCUCAUCAUGACGGGGUGGGACCCGCCGAGCCCGAGCUUGAUCGCGCGCCUCGAGCAAGGCAACAUCCCGUGCAUUUACGUGCCGCCGACGACGUGCGACAGCUACACGCUCACGGCGCGCAUCGCGGGCUUCACGGCCAAGCUCAACCGGUACGACCUCAAGCGACUCAACCUCGCGUCCGCCCACGUCCGCAAGCACGUCAACUUUGAUCUCUUUGACGUCUGA
Messenger RNA from Saprolegnia parasitica CBS 223.65, 1152 nucleotides. RefSeq lists its product as hypothetical. The record is from RefSeq and is a predicted model, not a curated record. The transcript has 8 exons. Lineage: Eukaryota; Oomycota; Saprolegniomycetes; Saprolegniales; Saprolegniaceae. The coding region runs from base 1 to 1152 and encodes 383 amino acids.